UAUCUAGUAAAUAUUAAAUAAGUGAUAAAUAAGAAUUAUUCGUUAAUAAAAGUAAUACUUGUAAACUAUGUCUAAAAUAUUUACUCCAACGAAUCAAAUUCGAUUAACUAAUGUCGCCAUUGUAAGAUUAAAGAAAGGUGGUAAAAGGUUUGAAAUUGCCUGCUAUAGAAAUAAAGUUAUAUCUUGGCGAAACAAAGUAGAAAAGGACAUUGAUGAAGUUCUACAAACACAUACUGUAUUUACAAAUGUUUCAAAAGGUCAAGUUGCUAAAAAAGAAGAUUUAGUCAAAAUAUUUGGUAAAGAUGAUCAGACUGAGAUAUGUAAGGAAAUAUUGGAAAAAGGUGAAUUACAAGUGUCAGAUAAAGAGAGGCAUUCUCAAAUUGAUGCUUUAUUCAAAGACAUUGCAACUACUGUAGCUGACAAAUGUGUCAAUCCAGAGACAAAAAGGCCAUAUCCAGUUUCAAUAAUAGAAAAGGCCAUGAAAGAUAUUCAUUUUUCAGUUAAUGUAAAUAAAAAUGGAAAACAGCAAGCAUUGGAUGUAAUUCAAAUGAUUAAGAAAGAGAUUCCUCUUGAAAGAGCUCAAAUGAGGGUCAGAAUACUAUUAAGUGGUAAAGAAGCACGUAAGAUAAGAGAUAAGGCUGUGAAAUUAACAUCAAAAGUUGAAGAAGAAUGUUGGGACGCUGGAACUGCUAACAUUAUCUGCCUGAUAGAUCCAGGUAGCUUCAGAAACCUAGACGAAUUGAUUAGAAGUGAAACAAAAGGUACUGGGCAAUUUGAAUUACUCAAUCUGAAAGAAACAAUUGAGGGAGAACAAACACUCUAAUGUAUUUUGUUAUUAUCUUUAAUUAACACUUUUUUUUAACAUAAUAAACCCUUUUUUAAGUAUA
Pieris brassicae (large cabbage white) is the source of this 887-nucleotide messenger RNA. RefSeq names its product ribosome maturation protein SBDS (gene Sbds). The record is from RefSeq and is a predicted model, not a curated record. The coding region runs from base 68 to 823 and encodes 251 amino acids. The transcript is spliced from 2 exons. Gene Ontology annotation, biological process: ribosome biogenesis; cytosolic ribosome assembly. Lineage: Eukaryota; Metazoa; Arthropoda; Insecta; Lepidoptera; Pieridae.